Molecule: messenger RNA, 744 nt
Organism: Trichomycterus rosablanca
Lineage: Eukaryota; Metazoa; Chordata; Actinopteri; Siluriformes; Trichomycteridae
Gene: polr2h
Product: RNA polymerase II, I and III subunit H
Exons: 6
Coding region: 153-605 (150 amino acids)
Biological process (GO): DNA-templated transcription
Cellular component (GO): RNA polymerase III complex; RNA polymerase II, core complex; RNA polymerase I complex
Source: RefSeq, a predicted model, not a curated record
UACAGCGUGUUUGUAGCAGCGCGGUUUGUGUGAAUGAAUGAGACUUUAUAUUUAUGAUUUUUAUUUUUAAGUUAUUUGCUGCAGCUACACAAGAGAAGGUUUUGAAGUGUAAUUUAAUAAACUAAAGAAAGUAAUCCACCUUCUGCAGGAAGAUGGCUGGGAUUCUGUUUGAGGAUAUCUUUGAUGUGAAGGAUAUUGAUCCUGAUGGUAAAAAGUUUGAUCGAGUGUCUCGGCUUCACUGUGAGAGUGAAUCCUUUAAAAUGGACCUGAUCCUGGAUGUGAACACUCAGGUUUAUCCUGUAGACCUCGGUGAUAAGUUCAGACUGGUGAUCGCCAGCACGCUGUAUGAAGACGGAACUCCUGAUGAUGGAGAGUAUAACCCCACCGACGACAGACCGUCCAGGGCGGAUCAGUUUGAUUAUGUGAUGUACGGUAAAGUGUAUAAAAUUGAGGGAGACGAGACGUCGACAGAAGCUGCGACCAGACUUUCUGCGUACGUAUCGUACGGCGGGCUGCUGAUGCGACUGCAGGGCGAUGCCAACAACCUGCACGGCUUCGAGGUGGACUCCAGGGUGUACCUGCUCAUGAAGAAACUGGCUUUCUGAUGGUGUAGAGCGCCCGCCGGUGGAGGAGCGAGGAGGUGCGGCUCUCAGACCUCCGGCUGAAACUUUGCUUCUUUAAAGUGGAAUUAAAACUUUAGAGAAGCGAAAAAUGUAAAUAAAAGUUUUUUUUAUGAAAUUAAAA